AUGUCUUUUGACAAAAAGUUCCAAAUCGAUUCUGUCGAUGACAAAGUUGAACAAUAUGAUAUUGGGUUAGAUGAUGAAAGAAACAUAGGAAUUGACAAAAAAGAACCAAUAGCUACGGUCAGGGAUGUAUCAGAAGCUGAAGAUUCUGAUAGUUCUUCGAUCUUUGGUGAGGAUCGUCAUCGUUUGAAAGCUUCACUUCAACAACGUCAUAUUCAGAUGUUAGCAUUGGUUGGUGUUUUCGGUACUGGUAUUUUUCUUUCAUCUGGUGGUGUUUUAGCUACUGCUGGUCCAGCUGGUAUGUUCAUAGCCUAUUCUUUGGUUGCAAUUAUUGUUGGUUUGAACCAAAUUGCUUCAGCUGAGGUUGCAUCUUUAAUGCCUGUAACUUCUGCUACUUUGAGGCAUUUGGAACAUUUCAUCGAUCCAGCUUGGGGGUUUGCCAAUGGAUGGAUUGGUGUUUGGGGAUCGAUUUUGCCUGGUGAGAUUAGUGCUGCUGCUGUGAUUGUUUCAUAUUGGACUGAUAUUUCUCAAGCCGCUUGGAUUACAAUAAUUAUUGUUUUAAUUAUUGCGCUCAAUUCAUAUAAUGUUAGAUUUUAUGGUGAGGUUGAAUUUGUAUUUGCAAUGAUCAAAAUAUUACUACUUAUCGGAUUAAUCAUUGUUUCAAUUGUUAUAACUUCAGGUGGUGGUCCAAGUCACGAAACUAUUGGAUUUAAAUACUGGAAAGAUCCAGGCCCAUUCAAAGAAUACUUAACCACUGGAAGCUUAGGUCGAUUUGCUGCAUUCUGGAAAACCUUUUCAGGUGUGGUCUUUUCAUUUGGUGGUGUACAAUCUGUACCUUCAUUAGCUGCAGAAGUUAAAAAUCCAAGAAGAAACAUCUUCAUAGCUUCUAAAAGAAUUUUUUACAGAGUCACUAUCUUGAUGAUGGUUACAGUAUUUUGCCUCACGUUGAUUGUACCUUCUAAUGAUAAGUCAAUUGCAAACUCAACUGGUAAUGCUCAACAUUCACCAUUUGUUGUUGCUAUAAAUAAUGCCAACAUAAAGGUCCUUCCCCAUAUCAUCAAUGGUGCUGUUUUAACAUCUGCUUUUAGUGCUGCUAAUUUAUCAAUUGUUGGUGGCUCAAGAACUUUAUUUGCUUUGGCUGUCAAGCACCAAGCUCCUAAAAUCUUUUUAAAGACGAAUAAAAGAGGGUUACCAUGGGUGGGGUCUUUAUUUGUUGCCAUGUUCUUUCCAUUGGCUUAUAUGAAUGUCUCUUCAAGCGCUGCAAACAUUUUCAAUUGGUUUCAAUCCUUGGGGUCAGGAAAUUUAUUAGUAGGAUGGAUUUUCAUAUCAGCAAAUCAUAUUCAUAUGACUAGAGCUAUGAAAGCCCAAGGAAUCUCAAGAGAUCAGUUACCACACAAGUUCAGAUUUGGUCCACAAGCUGCUUGGAUUUCAGGUGGUGCUUCAUUAUUGUUGUUAUUAACUGGUGGAUUCGUGAAUUUUGUUCACGGGAAGUUUAGUGUUGCUAGUCUCUUCUCAUCAUACUUUAUCAUCCCAUUAACCUGGGCUUUAUAUUUCUUCUGGAAGUUUUUCAAAAAGACUAGAUAUUACAGACCUCAUGAAGUUGAUCUUGCAUCUUUGUUUAAAGAUGUAGAGGAAAAUCCAGAAGAACCGGAACCACCGAUUAAAGGAUGGAGAUGGAUAACAUUACUAUGGUCUUGA
Molecule: messenger RNA, 1695 nt
Organism: Hansenula ciferrii
Lineage: Eukaryota; Fungi; Ascomycota; Saccharomycetes; Phaffomycetales; Wickerhamomycetaceae
Product: putative amino-acid permease
Exons: 1
Coding region: 1-1695 (564 amino acids)
Biological process (GO): amino acid transmembrane transport
Cellular component (GO): membrane
Molecular function (GO): amino acid transmembrane transporter activity
Source: RefSeq, a predicted model, not a curated record